This is a messenger RNA of Oncorhynchus kisutch (coho salmon), 2542 nucleotides long. Its product is annotated as follistatin-related protein 1-like. Gene Ontology annotation, biological process: multicellular organism development; cell differentiation; regulation of BMP signaling pathway. The coding region runs from base 177 to 1112 and encodes 311 amino acids. Lineage: Eukaryota; Metazoa; Chordata; Actinopteri; Salmoniformes; Salmonidae. Gene Ontology annotation, molecular function: protein binding; calcium ion binding. The record is from RefSeq and is a predicted model, not a curated record. The transcript is spliced from 11 exons. Gene Ontology annotation, cellular component: extracellular region.
GCGCUCCGGAGAUUUUCAUUGGUCACGCCAUAUCGGGGGCAAGACUCGAGACCAGGAAUUCCUCAGCGCUCCUCAAAUUUCCUGAAAUCACAGACCUCUCGCUCGCCUCGGUUACCGAUACAUUCUGCGCCCACCUCCUCCUCGCAACAGACGUCUGAACAGAGCCGCUUUUCAAAAUGAUGUUGCAAAGUGUCCCCUUCCUCCUAUUGCUGGCCAUAGCGCUCUGUCAAACCGAGGAGGUGCAGAGUAAGAGUAAAGUGUGUGCCAAUGUGUUUUGUGGAGCAGGAAGAGAGUGUGUCGUCGCUGAGAAGGGAGAGCCCAGCUGCUUGUGUAUAGAGAGCUGUAAGCCCCACAAGCGAUCAGUGUGUGGCAGUAACAGUAAGACGUACCGCAACCACUGUGAGCUCCACCGAGAUGCCUGUCUCACCGGCCUCAAGAUCCAGGUGGCUCAUGAUGGACACUGCCAGGAGAAGAAAGCAGAGCAAGCAGCUGCCAGCCCAGUGGUGUGUUACGUAGCAGACCGUAAUGAGUUGAGGCAUCGUGUGAUCCAGUGGCUGCAGACUGAGGUGGUCCCAGACGGCUGGUUUGUCAAGGGCUCCAAUUUUACCGACAUCCUGCUCAAAUACUUCAAGAACUACGACAAUGGUGACUCCACGCUGGACUCCUCAGAGCUCCUCAAGUUCAUCCAACAUAAUGACUCCAACGUGGACAUGCAGUCAUACGCAGACCAAGAGAGCAACAGGCUGCUCAGAAGCCUGUGUGUGGACGCCCUGUUCGAGCUGUCAGAUGAGAACGCUGACUGGAAGCUUAGCUUCGAUGAGUUCCUCAACUGCCUGAAGCCUGGCUUCAACCCACCCGAGAAGAAGUGUGCCCUGGAGGAUGAGACCUAUGAAGAUGGGGCCGAGACACAGGUGGAGUGUAACCGCUGUGUGUGUGCCUGUGGCAACUGGGUCUGCACUGCCAUGACCUGCACUGACAAGACAGCGGUUGUCAAGGAGACCGGGGAGGCGGGGCAGGAGAUGACCGAGGAGGAAUGGAGUCUCCGUGUGACCGAGCUUAACAAGCACCAGGAAACAGUGGAGAAGAUGAAGGUCAGCACAAAGGAGGCCUAAGAGGCCCAAAGAAGAAGGGCUUGAGAGAGAGUGCGAGAGAGUCACUCUUCCUCUAUACUUGAUGUACCUUGAGGCCCUGUGCUAUUGCUGAAUUUACUCAUAUGUUAAAUAUUAUAGCUUUUUUACUGUCUUUUUGUUGAUGUUUGUUAGAUGCAAGGGCAGUCUGGAGUAUUAUUUUAGGAGUUCCUUGUGUUAAGUACUGUCUUUAUUUGUGAUUGUAUUACUGCACCCUGCACUAGGAAUGGGGCCAUUUUUUACUGUUACAGUUUUCUUCUUCUUCCUAUGUAUACAAUAUAGAUACAGUAUGGCUCUUGUUAGUAAAAUAGCAAGCAGUAAUUGUUUGGAAUGAGAAAGAUGACAGAUGUUAGGAGUGAGCUGUUGGGACAACUUUCUUCAUCAAGGAAACAAAAUCAUCUUGAAAGUACUUCAAGAUGUGUUAGAAGUGUAGAGCAAGACAAUGUCAGUGACCUAUUGUAGGGGAAGGUAGUGGUAUGUCAUACACUUGACUUUAAGCUUAUUUGCUUACAGAACUGCCAUGAUACUACUUGACCAAUGCACUUCCCCCUCUGUGACUAGCAGCAUAGUUUCAGGCCUUAGUGAAUCAUCCCAUUUAGUUAGUAUGCCCUGCUUUUUGACAAAUACACUUGCUCCUAUGUACAAUUUGUUAUAUGCUUGAGUUGGAGAUCAUGUGGUCACAAUGGCUCCUGUGCUGUAUUCAAUCAGCGCUCUCUGGUGCUUGUUUCAGAAACAUCAAAGCAAUAGUCAUCUAGAUGUGAAACCCCAAGUAGAAUAUAGAAUGAAAGCACCAAGCACAGAGCUGAACUGAGUACAGCAGGGAGAGAACUGAAACCAAAGCCUGAUGAUGACUAUGAUGAUGAAAUGCUGUACGAACCCCUCCAGGUAAAGCAUUACUCUGGACCCAGCAACAACACUAUACCUGUGCUUAUCAAAGAUCAGUUAUAAGGAUUAGCCUUGCUGUCAGCUAACAUAACUUAGAUGCAUCUCUAACUCAGAGGGAAUGCACCUGUCCGAUAAUGUGUGUGUGUGUGAUGAGGGAGUGUUUUUUGAGAGAGUGUGAGCUACUAGUGUGUGGCGGUGAGUGUCAUAUUUGUUUUAUGUUUUAUUUGUCAAAAUCCCACUCAUCCUGAGAAUUAUUUGUGGUUAAAUCAGUGCCUUUAACACCCAAACAUAGGCCUGCAGACACACACUGUCGAGGCCUUGUGUCCAGCAAGCUUUAAACCACAAUUGCAAUGGGCAAGACUAUAAUUGGCAGAAUGUUUAUAGUAACCUUAGAGCUAUGUGGUUUAGUCCUUGUUAAAUGUUUGUGUAAAAGUUCCAUAACUAGUUUGGUUAAUAACUUUUUAUUCUAAAAGGAAUGCAGAGUGUAUAAGGAGUAUAUAUGCCAAUAAAAGACAACCCAUACAGUACUA